AUCGGCUUGGCGCGAUAAACAGUAUCAACGUCGCGUACACCGAUUUCUGCCAGAUUCUCCAACUUGACAGGGUGCCUCUACUCUACCAGCCAACCAACCACCAUUUCUGUGGCACCAAAUGAUUUCAUUCGCAUCUCAGGGCGGCUGGACUACUUUUAUGUGCUUGGGCGCCAUAUAAUCAACUUGCAAUCGGAGUAUCGCAUGCAAUGGCGGAGCUUACUGAUCUUGAAGGGCUGGAGCUUCUUCACAGGGAUCUGGUAGCUCAGGCAGAGCAACGCCUUCCCAACAUCGACCGACUGUGGGUUCAAUUGGAAACUAGGCUCGACGAAUUUCGAAGGCUCCUCGAUAAAGCUCCGCGCAAUGAACAGAGCAGAAAGAGCUUGGAUUCUGGAAGAAUCCAGAUACAAGACGAAGAAUACUCCAUCAACGAUGACUUUAAGCAAGGGGCGUUGAUGCUUGCAGAUGCUGUCAACCUGGACGAACUCGACGCUGCGCGAAUAUUCUUUGCAUCGCAGGAGGACGCGGACGUGCUAGGCCGUUCCGUCUUAGAAUGCUCUAUAAUCAGAUUUCACCAAACCCGGAAGUACCUUUUGGAUUGCUUUCGACUCGUUCUACAAUUGUCAUCAGCAAAUACCGAUUCAGAUUCCGAUUCAAAUUCAGACGAGCUUGAAGUCCAAGAGAAUAUCAAGAGUACUUUUCAGACAGCUGUUGGGCUUGUACUUCAAACGGAUAAUAAAGCAGAAAAUGGGCCUAGCUUUGUCAAGAAGUGCUUGCAGAGCAUGGCAGACAUCAAGACAUGGCUGCAGGAUCUUGCCGACAGAGUAAACAGCGCCAAUGUUCUAUACCAGGGCCAAACGGAUGAGUUCUCUGAGACAAUUGAGUACCAGAGAGUGAGUCUUAUACAACAGCACGAAUCUUUGGGCUCUAUAGUUCAUUGGCUCGUGAAAGCAAGAUACUCUUCAGUGGAGAAUUUUGAGACUGUUCUUGGUGUGCUUAGGCAAACCGACAGAUUUGACAACCUCCUAGUUCACUACUUCCCAGCAACGGCUGCUUUCAUAUCCACUUUUGGAUCGCCCGAGGGUUCUGGCUCGCUCCAGCAGGCUCGCAGUCUGAAUCGGAUGAUUCUUGAAAAUAAAGAUAAGAACAAUUGGACGUUACAAUAUGUUUACGCUGGAGUUUCUGUCCUCUGGUUGGGAGAGUAUAGUGGAUGGUAUCUCGACAAUCAAGGCAACUCUCCAGCCGUGGGGGUCAACCUGGAUGACGAGAAACGGACAAGAUCAGAACAAUUUGCAGGGUUUCUUAAAGAUGGAGCAUUCGAGUUCCUUUUGUCUCUUGGUGCCGAUGUCAAAUCUGGUGACUGGCAGGACCCUGCACGACAGGGCUUGCGGCGCUGGCUGCAAAAUAAAGUUCCUCCAAUGCUUCAAGACUCAGUGCCGUUUUCAGAGUUUUUUCAGCUGGCAUUGAAGGAGCAGUUGGAGGCCUUUAUAGACGCAUUUAUCACUAAUAUGCCCGACCCUUUGCGCAAGUUGAGGACGGAAGAGCAAGAACAGAGGCAGUUGAGCCUUACCUACGAGCAUGACCUUGAUCUCGAACGGUUCCUGGUUAUUAUUUCAUAUGCCUUUGAACAACGGCCUGAUGCCGCUUUGGCGUUUUGGUCGGAUCCAGACAGCAACCUCGCUGGCUUCCUGCAGUGGGCAUCGUGUAGAGCUUCGACGCCACUGUUGAGCGCGUUUUGUGAAAUGCUUCAGGCAAUAUCUGAAGAUGACGAGUGUGCGACUGCUUCGCAUAGAUUCCUACUCGAAGAAAGUACAACUGCGUCUGGUAAAUUACGGCGCAGCCAAUCUCUUACGUGGAGCCAAAUAUUCACUGAUCUCACACACUAUACCUCAAAACUACGCAACCAGCCUGCCCCCCACCAGUCUACAUCGUACCGUGCCGGAAAACCUGGCGCUAAUGAGGUUGAGUCCGAACCGGAGGAGACACUUAUGCUGGAGAGUUACUUACGCCUGAUCACUCGUCUAUGCACUGGAAGUGAAGAGGCGAGGACUUUCAUUCUUAAGCACCCGUCAUUUCACCUGACAGGAUUACUUUACGAACUGGCAAGCAGCCGCAUAGAAUCUCGUCUUCGAGCGUGCGCUUUUACUACCCUACGGUCGCUGCUCAGCCAAAAAUCUAAGGAGAUCAACGAUAUCACUUGGAUGUCCCUGGAUCAGUGGAUUUCUGGCGGACACUCAACGAUGCCCAAAGUAUCACUAACAAUGUCAACGUCGGCAUCGAUCACUAGUGGGAUUUUUGAAGAGAUUAGUACUGGGUUCGAAGAACCAAGUUCCUUCAUUCAGUUCCUUACCGCCCUUCUAACACCCGCGGAACCAUCCAUGGGAUUGAAUGACGAUCUCCCUUUCCCGGAAAAUCUUGGUUCAUCGAAACGGAUGCCUGGCGUUGAUACUUAUAUCGAUUUCGUUGUGGGGCAGAUUUUUGUGCGCAAAUCCCGAACGGCGGAGAUCAUUAGCCAGCCUCAACAGAGACUCUUGUCGCUGACGUGCCUUGACUUCAUAUCGACAUGUCUGAGCACUUUCAACGAGGACCUUGUUGUCUUCGCUAAUCAAUCGAAUGUGUCUGUCGACAGUGCUAUCAGGGCCUCGGAUCUGGAUACAUACGUUCGCCUCCAUCCGUUCUCGAGGACUAUGGAAUGGAUGUUCAAUGAGAAAGUUAUGGAUGCGCUGUUCCAAUCUGUCCACGAAGAAAUCUCCGCCGUGGGGAAUGCCGCCCCAUCAUCACCCUUGGUGCUGAGCAUCCUUGCUGCAAUCCAUGUGAUAACUCUUAUAAUGGACCUGCAACCAACGUACUUGGAUAUUAUAAGACCGUUAAACAGACAGCAAGCUACGCAUACUCGGUCUCCUGUUGCUAAUGCUGCCUACGCGUCAUUCGACGAUGGAGUAUUAAGCCAUCUUUCUGUCAUUGUUGAUCUCGGCCUCUAUUGCGGCUCUGGGCAUUCGGAACUCGCCGUCGCGUCGUUAAAACUGCUUCAAAGAUUUUCUACUUCUCCUAAGCUGAUAUCUCCUCCCGUUUCAAAUAUUGGUGGACGUCGAGACAGAAACAAAGCAAUUGCUGCACUUGAGAUGGGGAACGAUUCAGAGCGAAUUGCCAGGUCUCUCAUCAGCGAAUUCGAAUCUAACAUCGACAUGGAAGAAGCAUCUGAGUCGCCGGCAUAUAAUAUCAAGAUUCACAUACUUGAUUUCGUGAACGCUUGCCUUCAAGCUAUGCCUAACAGACCCUCGAUUGCGCACUUGCUCUUGGGUUUUAGAUGCGAAUCGGAAAGCCUCGAGGUUCUUCCUGAUAGCCCGUUUGCCCGCGAUGCAUCUCUAUUCCAUUCUAUAAUGAAACUGGCCAUUCAGUGCCCUGUUCAAACAGAGCAAAAUGUUAUAGCCCCAUGGCUUACGCGCCUCAAGAGCAAGGCGCUACAGGUUAUGCGAACCUUGUGGAGAUCGCCCAUAUCCUCACAAGUGGUGAUGGUGGAGCUUCGAAGCCACAACUUUUUUACUCACCUAUGGACCAGCGAAGUCAUCAUUGGCCCGCAAACUAUAUCUGGCCUAGGUUUACCGAACGAGACCUACUUCGGAGUUAUCGAGUCGCAAAACGAUAUCAACGAUUAUUUGAGCCAAAGGUCCAUGCUGUUUCAAUACGUCGCAUCAGAACUUCGCCGAGUAUCUAAAGAUGGCUCGACUUCCGUAAGGCAGCAGAUAUCGAACACGCUUCUUGGGAGAACUACCAUCGAAGAUGGAACUGAAAUCCAAAACUAUACGAUAUUUGACAUGUUCGAUUUCAUGGUGGUGGAUCCGGCUGCCGAAACUUUUCCAAUUUCCCCCUACUUCAAGGAUCUUAAUUUCAGCGUCUGCCUCACGGGCAACCCCGGGGAACCGCACGUUUAUGAUGUUAAGAGGGUUGAGGCACUCUUGGUGCUGAGGCAGAGCGAGAUGAAAGUUGCGGGCUAUUUACAGAAACCCGAAGACGAGGCCAUUUUUGAAGCCGAAGCACUUAACCUGUUGCGGUAUCUGGCUUCCCAGAGCAACAUAAGUCGCCUGCACGCAACUUGGCUGGAGACAUUGGAGGGUUGGACUCAAGUCGUGUUGAUGACAGUAACAGUCGGCGAUCUCGAGGACACAAACAAGCUGAGGGCAAUACUCGAAGCAGUCCUUGUUGUCCAGUCAAAAUUGGAGAGGCAUAGUAGCGUUAAUAUUGAAGCGUCACAAAAACUUGCGACCCUUGCAAAAUUCCUCCUCUUCAAUAUCGACUUCACGUCAGAGCCAUUCCGGAAUGACGACGUAGCCUCUCUAGCAAAUGAGAGGUUGAGCCAGCUAUUCAGUGUGUCUCUCAAAGCCAUCCAAUCGCCGAUUAGCGACAGCCAUUUCCGAGAAACACUUUACACGAUAUGCUACAAAUAUCUGGUUGGCAUGUCAGAUAUGCCGCGAGGCCUGACCACAGGCCGCCAAUAUAUUACUCAGACUAUCAAGAGUUCGGGUGAAUCUCUGGUAGCUAUAAUCUGUGAUGAUGCAUAUGCUGGUGAGAAUACUUGCAGAAUUUCUGCCCUAUUGCUACUUGGGCAAAUUGUCGAGUUGGCAAGAAAAGAAGAUUCAAGCUACAUCAAUACCACCUUGUCUCGCAUCAAUUUUAUAGGCCUUCUGGUGGAUUCUCUACAAAAUAUACUGGAUGAGAUGCAGGAUCUUCGGACUGAUGAAAUUGACAUGUAUUUGUCAUAUGUGAAUGCGAAGCUUGCUUUGCUCGUUCAGGUCUCUCAAACUAGGUCAGGAGCCACCGCAGUCCUUGGUGCUGGACUCUUCCAGAUAAUCAGAGACUCUGGCGUAUUCUCUACUGAUCCAGAUAUUGGACUUGACAUUGCCGACAUUGACGCGAUUAAGAAGCAUUAUGGAUUACUCCUUGCAUUGAUGCGCGUGAUCAAUUGCUGUGUGGUGAGCCGUGGGCCUCAAAAUGAGCAAACUCUGGCACAGGCAAAGAAAUUCGUCUCCGAGAAUCGACUUUGGAUGCUGUCGGUUUUCAAACGGUCUGCUCGUAUUGGCGCUGCGGUGAACAAUGAGCUCGAUGAAGUUGUCGACGAACUAUCCGAUGCGUAUAUGCUCCUCAUUUCGAUGAGCGGCUUUCUUGAUGGUCACGACGAAAUGAAGCCACUUCAUGAAUCUUUUAAAUCCUUCACAUAACACGUUACGAGGAGUCAAAUAUUUUUUUGGAAAUGGAUCGCAGGAAGGAAUAUUGAAGCUUUUCGGUGAAAGGCACAUUAGACGGAUGUAAAAUAAAGAACACUAUUUUCAAGCGUGAUGCAACACAAUUUAUAUGUAGAGUGUGGAAACAAGC
Messenger RNA from Pseudogymnoascus verrucosus, 5367 nucleotides. RefSeq lists its product as uncharacterized. Lineage: Eukaryota; Fungi; Ascomycota; Leotiomycetes; Thelebolales; Thelebolaceae. Gene Ontology annotation, cellular component: nuclear pore inner ring; nuclear pore. The transcript has 7 exons. Bases 207 to 5213 code for a protein of 1668 amino acids. Gene Ontology annotation, biological process: nuclear pore organization. The record is from RefSeq and is a predicted model, not a curated record. Gene Ontology annotation, molecular function: structural constituent of nuclear pore.